Molecule: messenger RNA, 1466 nt
Organism: Suillus fuscotomentosus
Lineage: Eukaryota; Fungi; Basidiomycota; Agaricomycetes; Boletales; Suillaceae
Product: iron permease FTR1
Exons: 7
Coding region: 47-1234 (395 amino acids)
Biological process (GO): iron ion transmembrane transport
Cellular component (GO): high-affinity iron permease complex; plasma membrane
Molecular function (GO): ferrous iron transmembrane transporter activity
Source: RefSeq, a predicted model, not a curated record
CUAGAAUGCUCCUUCAACCCCACAUCCCAAGAACGAUACCACGGCAAUGGCUGUCCAGAAUUUGUUCAGCGUCAGCAUAUUCUUCAUCGUCUUCAGAGAGACCCUCGAAGCCGUCAUCAUCAUAUCCGUACUUCUUGGCCUCGUGGAGCAAAUCGUCCAUGGCGACAUAGACCAAUUAGCCACAGUCGCGCAGCAUUAUCAGCCUGAUUCAGCUCAGCACAACGACAGUGAAACAACUACACCAGAAGGAGAAUCAGAUACCAUCGCCAAGAGACGCUUAAUCCGCAAACUUAGAUUCCAGGUCUUUGCUGGUGGAGGCGUAGGCUUGUUCCUCUCAUUCGCCCUCGGUGCUGCAUUCAUCGCAGUAUGGUUCACCAAGGCGUCCAAUCUCUGGGUAAAGGCCGAAAAUCUCUGGGAAGGCGUCUUCGAACUUAUCGCAUGCUGGAUGAUUCUAGUCAUGGGCAUCACCAUGCUCAAGUUAGACAGGGCCAAAGCUAAAUGGCGCAUCAAGCUCCAGCGCGCGUUUAGUGAUCAACAUGUCGAUCGUGGCACAAGGACUGGGAAGUGGGUACUCUUCAUUCUUCCGAUGAUCACCGUCUUGCGUGAAGGAAUUGAAGCUGUCGUCUUCGUUGGCGGUGUUGCGCUUGGACAACCCGCAAAGUCAAUUCCCAUUGCAGCAAUCGUGGGCCUUGCUUGUGGACUUGUUUGCGGUUAUUUCAUCUACCAGUUCGCCAGCCGCUCAACUCUGACUAUUUUCCUUAUCGUUAUGACGAAUUUGAUCCUUCUGAUCGGCGCUGGCCUAUUCAGUAAAGCUAUCUGGUCUUUCCAAGAAAACGCCUUCAACAAUUUACUUGGCCAAGACGUCGACGACUCAGGCGGUAACGGACCCGGAUCAUAUGACGUACGCGGGAAUGUAUGGCAUCUUGACUGCUGUAAUCCCGAGUCCGAUAUGUCAUGGGGCAUAUUCAACGCUGUACUGGGAUGGGAAAAUACCGCCACUCUUGGUAGCGUGCUGAGUUACGUGUUCUAUUGGAUCGUGGUAAUCGUAGUGCUCGUGCGUAUGAAGUUCCAAGAGGGCCGUACUAAGCUUUUCGGGUGGGAGUCUGCGGCCGGCACACGCAGGCGACUCGCAAGCGAAAAGCGGGCUGAAGAAGCUGCUCAUAAUGAUGAGAAGGCUAGCCCUGCCAUAAGCACCAUCGAAAGUGUUGGUUCACCAACAGAACUCCCCCUGUGAUACCGUCAUUUAGGAUUCUGCCGCUCGGCCGGUGACUCAUUAUCCAUGCAUGAACUGGCAGGCAAGCUCUUCCCUUAUCACCCAGACCUUAUUCGGUUCCUUGUCGUUGUCGUUGUCUUUCAUCUUUUCCUUCGUUUAUGCUUCUCCUUCGUUGCUGUUUUCAUGACUGCUCUAGUUGCUGACAUGCUAGUUACAAUGUGCAAAUCGAUGAAUAUAUUCAAUCGCCAAUUUU